This is a messenger RNA of Cryptomeria japonica (Japanese cedar), 2479 nucleotides long. RefSeq lists its product as uncharacterized. Bases 429 to 2156 code for a protein of 575 amino acids. The transcript has a single exon. Lineage: Eukaryota; Viridiplantae; Streptophyta; Pinopsida; Cupressales; Cupressaceae. The record is from RefSeq and is a predicted model, not a curated record.
UAAAAAGGGGUAACUGUGAAAUCUAGAUGGGGACACAACAAUUAUAAAUUAAAGAAUGGGCGAAAAGAUUACUAGGUAUUGUUGAAAGAGCAAUUUCUUUAUAUGUCAAAAUAUAAAUCAAAUCAAAUAUGGUAUGGUGUAGACUUGCUUAAAUUGUUUGUUUUUAUUGUACAAAUCAGAAGAUUAUUUUCGAUAGGAACAGGGGAGAGCCUUAAAAACGAAUAAACACCGUCUGUCGGCUCUAAAUUUUCGAGAUAAUCACUCCUGGUAAAGAAAACGAAAAGAAAGUUAUGUCCACCCCAUGGGUUUUGAUGACUGUCUACUGGUUUUGGUCCAGAUGAGGGUAGUUUGAACGAUGCUUUGCAGACGGAUUUCUGACUUAAUUUCACAGGGGAAUCUUAGAAAACCCAUUUAAGGAGUUAAAAAGAAUGGCAAGAGCAGAGUUGAACCUGCAGAGUACCUCUCAGUUGUUCAAACAAGCGGCGUUGUCAUUCAAGGCAAGUAUUUGGGUUUUCUUAAGCAUAGCUCUUUUGUCUUCUGUAUAUGAAACUGCUAUUGAGCGUGCAACCGAUCUGUCUGGUUUUUCUUUAAAUUUUAACGAUACCAGACUUUCGGUUGACUUUGAUUUCCAUUUAAAAUCCCUUUUUCCAAUCCACUCAGAUGAUGAGGUUAAUGAAGCAAAGCAGGGGGGUGCAAAUUCUUUGUUGGGUCGUUUUCUAUCUGCAAUUUUUGCACCAACAUCCACAACCAAUGGGACUGCUGCGGAAUUGGCUCAGAAAGAAUAUAGUCAAGGAGAAAAAGAUGGAUCAGUAGAGGCCGUGGGCGAGCAAAUUGGACUCAGUGAGAGAGGAGAUCAAGUAGUUGACAGUAUAGGAGAAAAAAUUAUGCAAUCCAAGGAAUUAGAGAAUGUCCAAAAUGAAACACCCAAUGAAUCAGAGGGAAAUUCCUAUGUAAAACCCAAUGAACCAGAAACAAUUGACAAACUCCCGAACGAAUCAGAGUAUGCCCCCUUUGGAAAGAUCAUUCAAAGUGAAAACCCAUCAGAAGAUAGUAAAGAUCUUGAUGAAUCAGGUAUUACCCACAAUGAAAACCUUAAUCAUAUAGAUACUGAUUCUGAGAUUGCCCACAAAAGAAGUCCCGAUAAACCGGGAAUUACCCAAGAUGAAAAUAACGCUAAAUUGGAGAAUCAAUCAGAUAGUGCACGUGGUUUAGAUGGAAAUGCUUUGGAAGAUGGUGAUGAGAUAAUUGGAUCUCCAUUUGUAGGGUCGCUGAAAAUAGUUCAUAGGUUUGGGAAUGAAAGCAAGAAAAAUAUUGCAAAGAAACUGUUGAAGCAGCAAGCUAGGACCCCAUCUUCUACAGGCAUAUUUGAUCAAGGAGCGAUUCCGCCCGGAGCAGAAAAAACUUUGGCUCUUGUGUUGUCAAUCAUUCUGCUAGUUUCAUUUGUUAUUCUCUUAGUUGUUACCUUUCAGGUUGCAUUUGCUCUCAGAGUUGUAGCCUUUACUGUCACUAGUACUCAUGUCGGGAAGAAAGCCUCAAUUAAGCAUUCACUCAGAUCAAGCCUGAGGUCUGGCAUUUGGAAGUUAAUGUGGUUUGCAAUUUUUAUUGGGUUUCUUCAAGAACUUCAGACCCAAUUCAUGGCUAAGAUUUUCUUUGGAGAGGCCUUGGAGAAGAAUCAGAUUGAAAAACUGGUAUAUAGGUUGUCAGUCAUGCCUUUUUCUAUCUUGGCUCCAUGGAAGGAUGAUUUGGCUACUGGCAUGGGUAUGUCUAUACGGAUAGGGGCUUUUACAAGUUUUCGGUAUUUGUUUGAUUGGCUGAUUUACAGUACUUAUAUUGUGGGCUGCUGGGUAGCCAUUAUGGAAAGAGAGUAUUCUGGUCGUGAAGCUUUGAAUAAAGGCUGGAAUCUGGUAAAGAACAUGGCAUUUGAAGCUGCAAUAAUUAAAGUUAUUGAAGCUGUUUUCUGUGGACGAAGCUUCGGUUGGAUGCUCAAGAAACUUGGUGGACAGUUCUUUUCAUCUUUUACAGUAACUCUAGUGCAGACAUACUUUCUAGUACUUUGGUUAAUUUUCUAUUUUGCUGCAAGAUGCAAGGAAGAUGAGGGUGGGAGAGAGCAUUUUACUCACCAGGAUUUGGAGGACUUUCUGGACAAACUCAGGUAAAUCCAUAUUUUGCAGUAAUGAUUGCAAGAAUGGCCAUUUUAAGAAUACUGAUGAGAUAAUUUUCUUGUGUAUAAUUAUUUCCAGCCCGUGAAGGCAUGUAAUGAAAGCAAUCCUUGUGAUAUGUAGGUUGUUAAGGGUCAAUAUUGGGUAUUUCUGUAGGAUCUAAGGAUUCUCUUUCUUUCCAAAGAUUAUCGUACAGAAAAGCCGAAUAUAUGGUUUAAGAAGGCAAUCUUCUGUAGUGACCAAACCUACAUAUCGAUUCAUGAGUUACACAACAUUAUUAUUUUUCUUACUACAAGUAAAUAUGAUGUUUGUUGUCUUCA